Messenger RNA from Salvia hispanica, 2307 nucleotides. It is a transcript of the gene ARP5, whose product is annotated as actin-related protein 5. Lineage: Eukaryota; Viridiplantae; Streptophyta; Magnoliopsida; Lamiales; Lamiaceae. The record is from RefSeq and is a predicted model, not a curated record.
AAUAGAAGACGACUAGACGGAUUUCUCUCUCCUCUGGCUAGAGAGAAGGAGGUAACGAAAAUGCCAUUCAUAUCGAAGAUUCAGCGGCAGUCGGACUACAGGAGCUUCCCUCCAAACCACCCAAUCGUCAUCGACAAUGGCGGCUCCUAUUUCCGCAUUGGAUGGGCGGGAGAGAGCGAGCCUCGCGUUAUUUUCCGAAACAUUAUUCAGAGACCGCGCCAUAAGAUUACUGGUGAAACUAUAACAGUUGUCGGGGACCAUGAUCCCGCUUUACUGAAAUAUUUUGACUGCACAAGGUCAGGACCUCGCUCGGCUUUUGACAGCAACGUUGUUUAUCAAUUUGAGAUAAUGGAAUAUAUUCUCGACUUCGGCUUCGAUCGGUUGGGGGCAGAUGAAUCACAGAUCAACCAUCCAGUCUUGAUAACGGAAUGCUUGUGCAAUCCAGUACAAUCCCGGAGUAAAAUGGCAGAACUUCUUUUUGAGACUUAUGGAGUGCCGUCUGUAGCGUUUGGGGUCGAUGCAGCAUUCAGCUAUAAGUACAAUCAACAGCUUGGCAUUUGUAGUGGCGAUGGACUAGCUAUCUGCUCUGGAUUUAAUACAAGUCAUGUUAUCCCGUUUUUGAAUGGAGAACCUGUCUAUGAAGCAUGCUGCCGGACUAAUGUUGGCGGAUAUCACAUCACCGAUUACCUAAAGCAACUUCUUUCCCUCAAAUAUCCUCAUCAUAUGUCUCAUCUUACAUGGGAGAAGGCUGAAGACCUCAAAAUGGAACAUUGUUAUAUUGCAAAGGACUAUGCGUCUGAAGUUCACUUGUUUCAGAAAGGGGACAAGGAAGCGGAAGAAAAGACUAGGUGUUGGCAGCUUCCUUGGACUCCCGCACCAAUAGAAGAGGCUCCGUCUGAGGAAGAAGUUGCUAGAAAGGCAGCUUUGAAAGAGAAGCAAGGUCAACGAUUAAGGGAGAUGGCUGAAGCUAAGAGGUUUAAUAGGAUAAACGAUCUUGAAAAUGAAAUAAGAGACUUGGAUAUUCUGCUACAGAGACUCAGGAAUGCAUCAGAGCAUGAUAUUCCUUCAAUACUUGCAAAGACUGUGCAUACUUCACAACAAGAAGUUGAAUCUGCCCUGUCGAAGGCUACACAAUCUUUACGGAAAGCAAAGGGAGAACCUGUUGAAAGCGUGGAGAAAUCGGAUUCUUCCUCUGUCGAUAGAUACAAUCUCAUUAGUAUACCUGAUGAGAUGCUUACGCCAGAGCAGAUCAAGCAAAAGAGAAAACAAGUGUUUAUCAAAUCUACAUCUGAUGCAAGGCAACAGAAGAAACAGAAACAGCUCGAGGAGGAAAUGGAAAGAGAGAGACAAAAGAAACUAGAGGAAGAAAGACGACUAGAAAAUCCAGAGCUAUAUUUGGAAGAGUUGCGAGCAAAGCACCGGGAUCUUUCUGAGAAAGUGGAGCAGAGAAAGAGGUUUAAGACAAAUGGUGGACAGACCAAUGGGAAUGAGAAUGGGUCAGGAGGCGUUGGCCGCGGGGAGAGGCUAAAUUCGUCUCAGAGAGAAAGAAUGCGCCUCUUGACCACAGCAGCCUUUGACCGAGGCAAGGGAGAGGAUACUUUUGGUGCAAAAGAUGAAGAUUGGCAGCUCUACAAGCUGAUGAGUCGGGACAACGAUGAUGAUGACGAUGAUAAGCCAGAUCCAGAUGAAGCAGAGUUAACUCGCCUCUCUUCUAGGCUACAGGAAAUCGACCCGACCUUUUUCAAACCUGAGCCCGGGUCCUCGUCUGCAGAGGCUCCUCGCUUUCGCCCUUUAACCAAAGAAGACUUCCAGAUCAUACUCGGAGUAGAAAGAUUCCGGUGCCCAGAAAUCCUCUUCAAUCCAAAUUUGAUCGGCAUUGAUCAGGCCGGGAUGGAUGAGAUGGUGGGAGUCUCUCUAAGGAGGUUGCCAUCAAAAGGCAGAGACGUGGAAGAUAGAAUGACGGAGUCGAUUUUACUGAUGGGCGGAAGCUGUCUGUUCCCGGGGAUGAGAGAGCGGUUGGAGGGUGGAAUUCGGAUGAUCCGGCCUAGUGGUACGCCUAUAAAGAUUGCAAGAUCAUCGGAUCCGAUUCUUGAUGCUUGGCGCGGAGCUUCGGCUUAUGCUAGUGCGAUGCAAUUUCCACAGCAAACGUUUACUAAGAUGGAUUACGAUGAAAAAGGUGAAGAUUGGCUGCGAAGUUAUCGACCUAGAUACACUAUUUGAUUAGUAUUAUGUAGCAACAAAGAUUUUUUCUGAACUUCCUAUCUCAUUUUAGAAAGAGAAAUCAAAUUUAUUCCCUCAGAAACGACA